AUGCUACGGGACAUGGAACAAUCAAUGAUGCAAACCUACCGAUAUCAAGGCCCAAAGGUCCAGGAAACAUGGGCUGUGGCGUCAGAGAAAGACUAUUACCUGAAAGCGCCAGGCUUAACCGAUUUCCUCUACUCAGAGCUAGAGGAUGGUAUUCAACGUGAGCUUGAAGUGUGUGAAGUGCUUCGCAGACAUCCACGCCCAAAUAUUGCUACUUAUUACGGCUGUCGGGGGGAGAAUGGUCGGGCUACUGGUAUUUGCUUCAAACGAUACAAGGAAACAUUGUCAGGGAAGGUCAAUCGUGAAUACCUGAACAAGAACAAGUUCCGGGCUAGUGGUCUUGAGCAUGUCGAUGAUUCUCUCAAAGAGAAUUUGCGCGGGGUUCUAGCGGGAAUCAAUCACCUCCAUUCUCUUGGCCUUGUGAAUAAUGAUAUCAAUCCGUCCAAUAUCAUGCUGGAUGAGGAUGGUGUCCCUGUGAUUGUUGAUUUUGGGAGUUGUCGGAAGACAAGGGUAUCAUUAGAGAACAGCGCAGUAAGACAGACAAACGGGUGGUAUGAUCCAGAGAACAGGCUUUUUUUGGAGAAGAAUGACCUAGAUGCCUUUGAAGAGUUGAAGACUUGGCUGUUUGGCUCUGUCGAUGAUGAAUAA
This is a messenger RNA of Penicillium expansum, 645 nucleotides long. RefSeq lists its product as uncharacterized. The transcript has 2 exons. Gene Ontology annotation, cellular component: IRE1-TRAF2-ASK1 complex. Lineage: Eukaryota; Fungi; Ascomycota; Eurotiomycetes; Eurotiales; Aspergillaceae. The record is from RefSeq and is a predicted model, not a curated record. Bases 1 to 645 code for a protein of 214 amino acids. Gene Ontology annotation, biological process: intrinsic apoptotic signaling pathway in response to endoplasmic reticulum stress; IRE1-mediated unfolded protein response; protein phosphorylation. Gene Ontology annotation, molecular function: protein serine/threonine kinase activity; RNA endonuclease activity; ATP binding.